AGGUUUCUUUGUUUUUGUUUGUUUACAAUUUUGGGAUAUUUUUGGAAGAUAAGUUCUUUUUUCACAUUGACUUGCUGUUUUUAAUUCAGUUCUGCUUAGUAUCGUCAGUUCAGUUUCACUCAAAGGAGUGUAUGUGUUUCUGAAAAACAGUGCCUGCUAAUUUCUGAAAGGGUGUGCCUGAGUUCUUCUACAAAAAUGAAGAAGAUGAUAGCUCUAGGGUUUGAGGGUUCAGCCAACAAGAUUGGUGUUGGGGUUGUCACCUUAGAUGGCACAAUUUUGUCAAACCCACGCCACACAUACAUUACCCCUCCCGGCCAAGGGUUCCUUCCCCGCGAAACUGCACAACACCAUCUCCAACACAUUCUCCCGCUGAUUAAAUCUGCUCUGGACACUGCCCAAAUAACGCCCGAGGAAAUUGAUUGCCUUUGUUACACCAAGGGUCCUGGCAUGGGAGCACCAUUACAAGUUGCUGCCAUUGUUGUUAGGGUUCUUUCACAGCUUUGGAAGAAGCCCAUUAUUGCAGUUAAUCAUUGCGUUGCACAUAUUGAGAUGGGAAGGAUUGUGACAGGUGCAGAUGAUCCUGUUGUGUUGUAUGUCAGUGGUGGGAACACACAGGUAAUUGCAUAUAGUGAAGGGAGGUAUCGAAUCUUUGGGGAGACCAUUGAUAUCGCUGUUGGAAAUUGCUUGGAUCGGUUCGCCAGGGUAUUAACACUCUCCAAUGAUCCAAGCCCUGGAUAUAACAUUGAGCAGGUAUUUGAAUGUGGUAUGUUUUGUUCCAUUGAAUCAGUAGAGGUUGAAAUUGGCAUUCAUGCUUUCUUUUCUUUUUCUAUGGAAUCCUUUUAAGUUAUCUUAUCAAGAUUUCCUUUCUUUUUCCAAGAAAUCUGAGAACUAGCUGUUCUUACUUGUUACUAUGUUGGGGUUUAACUUGGGCUGGACUUAAUUUGAUUUCUUAAUCAUAAAGACGCAACAAUCUAGCAACAAGAGAGAUUUAACAUGCAAGGUCUGAAAAAGGAUAAUUCUAAUAUUUGACCUUAUAUGAUUCAUCAUUUUCUUCUACUACAGUAGUUCAGUUAAAUCUUAUUGUGACCCCAAAAAGAAAACGAAACUGGAAAAGUGUAUAAUAUGGGAGCUAGUGGCAUUUAUUUAGGCAGAAGGUGAAAUGGCUUCCCUCUUCCUUUUUGCGUAAGUGGCCUCUAGUUUUAGCGAAGAGGUUGAGUUGCCAUAUUUUGUAUGAUCUAUUUCACAUGGUACCUGUUCAUAGGUUUUAUUAAAAUUGAAGGAAUCUGAUUUGGAGUUUUCUUCCCGCUUGCAUUGUGAGAAUGUUGGUUGUUAAUUUCUGUACUUAUUUUAAAAAACAUUUUUAAAUUUAAAAUGCUGCCGAUAUGAUUUCUAUAUAUUCUAUUGUGGGUGGCCUA
Messenger RNA from Prunus avium (sweet cherry), 1415 nucleotides. Lineage: Eukaryota; Viridiplantae; Streptophyta; Magnoliopsida; Rosales; Rosaceae. The record is from RefSeq and is a predicted model, not a curated record.